Molecule: messenger RNA, 509 nt
Organism: Tripterygium wilfordii
Lineage: Eukaryota; Viridiplantae; Streptophyta; Magnoliopsida; Celastrales; Celastraceae
Exons: 1
Coding region: 60-359 (99 amino acids)
Source: RefSeq, a predicted model, not a curated record
UCAAUAAACACGCGCACACACACCCAAUUCACCUUCAAACCACAAUAUUUCAUCUGAAGAUGCGGCGCAGUACAUUAGCAAUCAUGAUAAACAACAUGAAGAAGAGUCCUCGCAUAGCCGAUGAGAGCGCGUUGGAUCUUCAUCAUCAUCAUCGUGACAACAUGAAUAAUGAUGUUAGAUCGAGAGAGAGGUUGUUGUGGGUGUUGUCGUCGAUCGUUCGAGCGCCAUUUUCCUGCUUCUCUUCGCAACAUCAUGUGAGUGAUGCUGACAGGGUGUGGGCGUCAGGGGAGUAUGUUGAGAUUUCAGAAAUUAAUCAUAUUAUGGUGAGUGACAGUAUGCGUUAUGCCGUCUUGAUGUAGACUAGACAGAGAUUAUGUCAUGUAUAUGUAAAGCCAUGAAGACUUUCAAUUUUGUUUUUGCAUAUUUGUAGUAGACUCAUAUCCCUAUCUAUCUAUAGUUACACUCAAGGGGUUUGAUUAAUUGAUAAGAAAAUGUACUUUUAAGUUAGA